Pelodiscus sinensis (Chinese soft-shelled turtle) is the source of this 4926-nucleotide messenger RNA. RefSeq names its product golgi associated kinase 1B (gene GASK1B). NCBI's taxonomy places the organism in Eukaryota, Metazoa, Chordata, Testudines, Trionychidae. Gene Ontology annotation, cellular component: Golgi apparatus. The record is from RefSeq and is a predicted model, not a curated record.
AGAAGACAUACAGUUCACAGGACUUUUCACUGCAGAAUUUAAAAUAGAAGGGUUUUUUAUAACAAGGUUCAUGUAAGUUUAUAGCAGUUCACAUGCAAGCAGCCUCCCUAUAAAUCUAGUAUAUUUACAAAGAGCAUUAAGCCUACAAUCAAAUAUCUGAAAUGUAGAGCACACUUAAAUCUGGGUUGUGUGCCACAGUCCAUUAAGAAACACUGCUUUUUCUAAGUUAUUGGUAUUGCUAUAGCAUAAGGAUUUACCAGAGCCAAGGAUGGGACAAGCUGAAUAGCUUGCAGAGGGGACUCAGACAUUUUGGAUCGUGACUUGUUUAACUUUGUUUGUACAGUUGACUCCACUCAUUCCCUGAAACAAGUCACUUCCCCUGUGCUGGCUGAUAAGAGUUUUGCAGCUUGUUGCGGUGGAGUGUCAGAACCUUUAGUAUUAAACAUUUACAUUCCCAGCCACACCACUAGCCCUGUGUACUGCUUGCUCUGGAAGCUAUUUGGAAAAGAAAAAUAGAGAUCUGUGAAGGGAAAUCAUGCAUCAUCCUCCUGUCUGUAAACCACGGAAGACUAUGAGCUGCUUUCAUCAUGUGGAUUCACUGAAGAAAUGACCUUCCUAGAUCAGCCAGGGAAAUUCAUAAACUGGUUUGUUUGCUCACUGUGCACCCCACGGGUGCGGAGACUCUGGAGUGGCAGGCGCCUCAGGACCAGGAGGAAUCUGUUGCUGGGGGUAGCCUGUGUGAUAUACCUGGGGUUUCUAGUCAGUCAAGUGGGUCACAUUUUACCCCAACACAGAGGGGGACACCAGAAGGUAAAUUCCAGGAGUCUUCAAAAUGCUGGCCAAACACCUUUUCUGGGGAUCCUGCUGGAUGGCACCGUGUUCCCAUCUGAUCUCCAAGGGCCCCAGGUGGGUGUCAAUGGGACCUCAGUCCCACACAAUGUGGUGUAUAUCACACUGCGGUCCAAACGCAGUAAGCCCACCAACAUCCGAGGCAGCGUGAAACCCAAGCUGAGGAAGAAGCAUGCAUUCCCUUUGCCCUUUGGGCCGCACUUUCCAGUAGAUGGCCCUGGGCAGGAGGAGGCCUUGGCCCUGCAGCUGGGGAGGACUAGCCACUCUGUGGGAAUAAUGAGGGCAGCAGUAGCUUCAGAGACACCAGAGCACCAACUGGAGAAGCACUGGGGUAGAGAGAGGGAACUGGUGAGCAGGGGACGUCGGAGACAAGUUGGAAUUUCAGGAGGUGUAAAUGUGCUGCCCAAGGCUCUGGAGAGUAACAUCAGGAUAUACAGUGAGAGGCCCCCCUCUUGGCUGAGCAAAGAUGACAUCUUAAGCAUGCGCUUGCUGGCGGAUUCCCGGAUAGGCAGUAUCCACGAAGCACCUUCUCAGCAUGGAGUCCUGCUGGUGUUUGAGGGGAGUCCCACUGCCACAGGAGCAUCUUGCAGUCAAGGGUACUGCGGCCUCAUCAAGAGACCCCUUGAUAUGAGUGAGGUGUUUGCCUUCCACUUAGACAGGAUCCUGGGGCUAAACAAGACCUUACCUUCUGUAAGCAGGAAAUCGGAGUUCAUCCAAGAUGGUCUACCAUGUCCCGUUAUUCUCUGGGACUCUUCACUUACUCCAACAAAUAAUAGGACCCAUUCGUCAGUGAAGCUAAAUUGGGGGGCCUAUCAGCAGCUAUUGAAGCAGAAAUGCUGGCAGAAUGGCAAAGUUCCCAAAGCUGAGUGGGGCUGUACUGAGGUCCAUCACCAUGAGUGGUCUAAGAUGGCACUCUUUGAUUUCCUUCUGCAGGUCUACAAUCGACUGGACAGAAACUGCUGUGGGUUCAAACCUCGCAAGGAGGAUUCCUGUGUUCAGAAAGGACUGAAACUGAAAUGUGAGGAUCAAGACUCUGUUGACCUGACGCACAUUAUUCAGAGAAGACAUGACCGUAGGCACUUGGUCUUUAUAGAUAAUAAAGGUUUCUUUGACAGAAGCGAAGACAAUCUGGAUUUCAAAAUAUUACAAGGAAUCAAAGAGUUCCCUGAAUCAGCAAUUUCAGUGUUGAAAAGCCAACGCUUGCGAGAGAAGCUUCUACAGUCUCUGUUCCUUGACAAAGUAUAUUGGGAGAGCCAAGGAGGUCGCCAAGGAAUUGAGAAACUGAUUGAUGUGGUAGAAAGGCGGGCCAAAAUUCUUCUGACCUAUAUAAAUGCACAUGGAGCCAAAGUAUUACCCAUGAAUGAAUAAAAGUCUUUUUAUUUCUAACUCUAAAAAUUAUAUAAAACUUUAUAUAAGGCAAUAACUGAUGGCAAAAUUAGUGUUUCUUUUAAAAUUCUUUUAAAUUCCAAAACAUAACAUUAAAAUGAUAAGCCUGGGCUUUUUUAAAGCCAUUUGGAAAAAAAUGUUAUAUAGUAUAAAAGUGCUAGUUCUCUAACAUUUGAAAUUCUUAAAUACAGCUAGUUCUGUGUUUUUCUAAGAAAGAUGUCUAAGCAGUGUAAUAAAGAAUGCAAUAAUUUAAUUUUGGAUUAUUAAUCUGCUAACGUUUCUUUUAUGCUCUCAGGAUAUGUCUAGACUGAAGAGCUUUUCCAGCAUACCGGAAAAGCUCAGCCAUGUCCAAGGAACACAUCCACUUUUUUGGAACAGUUUCUGAAAAAGCAGACAUGUUCUUUCAGCAUCUCUGUAUUCCUUUCGGUGAGAGGAAUAAGGGAUAUUCCAAAAGAGGAGUUUUUUUCCAAAAUUUGGCAGCGUAGACAGGCCAAAUUUCGGAAAAGACUCUUUCAGGAAAAAAAAGCGGAAAAAGAUACGCAAAAAGAUACGUGUUUCACAAUUUGCAUAUCUUUUUCCUACUUUUCUCGGCAGCGUGGACAUAGCCUCAGUUAAAGAUAGAUAUAUCUCCACUUGAUUCUUUUGCCAGCUGUGUAUUAAUUAAGAGUGGGAUUUUCAAAAACGCUUAGCACUGGCCAACUGCUCUUAUCAGAAUCAAGGAAGUUUUAGCAUUAAUUUAAUUGGGAGCAGAAUUAAGCCAAUGUUGAGCACUUUUGAUUGGAAGUCCCAAAUCUUAAUGCAUAACCAAACCUCCAAUAGAGAAUGUUAAUUCGGGGAGUUGCAUUCUUUCUUUUUGUUCCUUAAGAACACAAAAACUUCUAGUUUCUCCUAUGGCUGAUAUUUGUACUGCAUCUGUGACAUCCAGGGACCAAAUUCAGCUCUUUUGUAAACAGAUAUGACUUCAAUUGAAGGCAAUGAAACUGGGCCUUUUUGAUGCUUAAUACAGGUCAAAGAAAGAAUCUAAAUUUUGCCUGCGAACAAGAACCCAGGACACUUUGCACUUAAGCUAACUUUAAGGAGUGGAAUUUUACUAAGUGGUAACCUUUAGCUUAUAUUGAAAUUGCUGAACCAAAUAUUUUAGUAACACAAUAGUGUGGAAGAGGUAUAACAACAUUGCUCUAACAAAGGAAAUAAAUAAUGAUUAACUACAAGCAGUGUUCUCUCUAAGCUGUGUGGCAGCAUAGCUUCACAGGUGAUUAAUCAGCCCCACUCAGUCAGUCAUCUCUGUGCACCCAGCCCUGAGCCUAUGACUGGGUGGGGCUGAUUAAUCACCUGUGAAGCUGUGCUAGUGCACAGCUUAGAGGGAACUGCUGACUAUAAGCUGUUGCCCUAUUUGGAAAGUUACAAGAGAACAGCAGUUUUAGAAAAUAACCUAAGAUAAGAAGAAUGUGUGAAAGGGAAUAAAUAGGUAAGGCUGGAAUGAUAAAUAAUAGAAUAAUAAGGGUAUAAUUACCCUGCGAAAUCGAGAGAGAGAGCAUUUGAAGAUUGAACACAGGUUGUAAGAAAACUACGGGGUAGGUCUUCUGCAGUCUGGGGUGUCUUUAAUAACUGUUAAAUCAAUAAAUCCAAUCAAACCUGACUUAUUAAACUAACAUCAGAUCCAAAAGAACCCCUCUCACUAAACAUACAAACAUAGACAUAUAAUCACAAUUUAAAUUUUUACUGGUAAUCAAUGAAUAAUUUAUCAAUAACCAACUUUCAAUAGCUUGUUUAUAUCCCCACCACAAGGACAAAUAUUUUCUCACCAAUGAUUUAUUUGGAACGCAACUGCCUUUUUUUGGUCCACAGUUUGUCUAGUUUGGUCUGCAGAUUGACAAGUGCCUUUUUUUGAGUGUAAUAAAUAUUCAUCAUUUUAAUUGUUUGGUACUUAUGGGUCAAAUGGUAGAUUUCUGUUUCCUGUUGGACUGAAUCCAACUUCAAGAAUCAGAUUUCCAGUGCAGCUAAUGGUGAUUAUAAAUUCCAUAUCAGCUAUCUGUGUGUAUUCUGCUAUAUUAGGGUACAUAUUUUUACUUCUACAAAUGUUCCUGGCAAUAAACUCAUUUUCUUGAAUUCUGACAGAAAGGAAACAAGAAGGAAAUUAAUAUUGUAAAAUUUAAACUGAAAAUGUUGUUUUCAAUAUUCUCUCAACUUCAAAUGCAGUCUCUUGUGUUCCAUUAAGAAUGUCCACUAUUCUUCAAGAAGAUAUUUUGCUGUUAGAUGUGAUGAAUCAUGAAGUAACAACGAAGCAUAUCCUCAACAGGUUUAAACUGUAGCUGUGACUUCAAAAAGUUAUGACAACCCACACUAGUUGAAAUCUGUCAGAAGUAUUUCUGAAUAGAGGGGUAUUGGGCAAGUGACAAACUCUCCACCGUUCAUUAUGAAAAAGACUUUUCCUAGGUCUUAAUGUGCUUCCAGAUAUAAUAAAACAUAAAUCAUUAUUGAAUACCAUGACAAUAUAGCUGUUUGUGGUACUCACUAGACAUUCAAGAAAGUUUUUUUCCCCUUUGAACAUGUAAGAAGGUUAGUAGGGCAUGUUACACGUGUCUAUAUGUUCUCAUCUCUGAUCAUGUAUGCACAACAGUAUUUUUCCAAUGUGAGAAAUUUAAAAAAUGUUGUAUAAGGGUUUUAAUAAAAAGUUUUAAAUGAGUUGAA